AUGGCUGGAAUGGUCGUUUGGGGUUGUUUAAAUUUUCCUGCAAUGCUGUGUUUAAUCCAACAAACGCACACAUACUGUUCUGUUAUGGUUGUUUCAUGGGUAUGUUGCAGGCGUAAUGGGUUCUUCAAAAUGUGUGCAGGUAUGGAAGGGGGAAUUUUGCUGGUGUGUUCGUAUGGUUUAGUUAAUGUUCUUAUUCGGUUGCAUCACGAUUCGUCGUAUGUGAAGAUUGUUGAUGAAAUUUGUGGGAAGUUCGAUGGGUUGGUACCAGGUGCCGUGUGUUUGUUUUUUGAUUUUCCAGGAUAUAAGAAGUUUAAGGUGGAUAGCGACGACGACAUUCAAAACAUGUUGUGCCUUGCUAAGUCGUUCGGGAUAAAUCACAUUGAGGUCGUCAUUCAGGAAAGUAGUGUUGGUGUGGGGGGUAAUCGUGUCGUGUUGGAUUUCGCGGACGAUGGGGGAAUAUCACGGCAUGUUAGCGGGAAUGGGUUCGUGAAUGAGCAGAUGGAUUUGUUACCAACGUACUGUCCGAACAAAUCGAAGACGUUUUUGUCGGCGCAAUGGGCGCAUGGUAUUACCCAUGUGGGACAAUGUUUUGAUGGUGGAGCAGCUGAAUUUCGCGAAGUUCUGUGUAAGUAUGCUGUUGAACGUGGAUUUCAAUUUAAGUACGUUAAAAAUGACUCCGUGCGAAUUACGGUAGUGUGUAAGUUUGCGGCUUCAACAGAUUGUCCGUGGUCAGUUCAUGCGAGGAUGUUACCGUCAAGUGGGGUGUUAUGUGUUAAGAGGUUUGAUAGUGUGCAUACUUGUGGGGCUGCUGUACGUACUUCUAGGAACCCUCGUACGGGGUCUGAUUUGGUGUCUACAGUUGUUGCAGAUCGACUGCGUGAUAAGCCAUUGACGCGCCCCACUGAUGUCGUGUUUGAUUUGAAGAACGAUUAUGGUUUGGAUAUUAGCUACCGGGUGGCAUGGUUGGGUGUUGAGAAAGCUAGGGGCGAGGUGUACGGGGAUCACGCUACGUCCUUUGAUCAGCUGAGGUGGUAUAGCAAUUCUGUUAUGCAAAAAAACCCAAAUAGUUACAUUAAUCUUGAGUUUGACCAAAAAACCGGGAGCUUCGUUAGGUAUUUCAUAUCAUUUCGCGCUUGUAUAGAUGGGUUCAAACACUGCCGGCCUAUGCUUUUUUUGGAUGGAACGUUUUUGAAAGGUAGAUUUAAAGGGAAUUUGCUCGCAGCUACUGCUAAAGACGCCAAUCAAGGAUUGUUUCCGGUAGCCUUUGCUAUUGUUGAUUCCGAGAAUUCAGCUAAUUGGGAAUGGUUCCUUCAUAAUUUGAAAGAAGUUGUUGGGGGUGGGCGAACAUUAACUUUCAUAUCUGACCGCCACGUCGGAUUAUUACACUCUAUGCCCAUUAUUUUCCCUUCAGCCCAUCAUGCAUAUUGUUUGUUGCAUCUCCAAAUGAACUUGCGGGAUCGAAUGAAAUAUGUUAAUGCAUCGCACAAAAUUGGGUUGAUGCGAAAGUUACGGGAAUGUGCAUAUGCGCCCACUGUUGCUUGUUUCAAUGAGAAAUUGGAGGUAUUGAAGAAGGCCAACCCAGCUGUGAUUGAAGAUUUUAUGAAAAUCUUUCAACAAUUGGGUUGGUGA
This is a messenger RNA of Camellia sinensis, 1629 nucleotides long. RefSeq lists its product as uncharacterized. Lineage: Eukaryota; Viridiplantae; Streptophyta; Magnoliopsida; Ericales; Theaceae. The record is from RefSeq and is a predicted model, not a curated record.